AUGGAGGAAGUAAAUCGAGGAAGUGAAGGUGGGAGUAAUAUAAGUAAGCAAGGAAGGAAAAAAGGAAGGAAGGAGGGAAGGAAGGAAAGAAGCAAUGAAGGAGGGAAGGAAGCAAGGAAAUCGAGGGAGCAAGGAAGGAACGAUGCGAGUAAAGAAAUAAGCAGGGAAGCUAGCAAGAAGGAAGGAAUAAGGCGAGAAUGCAAGGAAGCAAGGAGGGAAGAAAGCAAGGAAGAAAUGAAGCGAGAAAAGAAGGACACGAGGAAAGAACGAAAGAAACGAGGAAGCAAGGAAGGAGGAAAGGAGGAAGUGAGGAAGGAAGGAAGCAAGGAAGGAAGGAGGGAAGUGAGGAAGGAAGGAAGCGAUGAAGCAAGGAAAGAAGGAAGCGAGGAAGCAAAGAAGGAGAAAAGAAGGGAGCGAGGAAGGAAAAAGCAAGGAAGGAAAGAGGGAAACGAGAAAAGAAGGAAGCGAGGAAGCAAGGAAGGAAUGAAGCGAGGAAGGAAGGAAGCGAGGAAGCAAGGUAGAAAGGAAGUGAGGAAGGAAAGAUUGCGAGGAAGGAAGGACGCGAGGAAGCAAAGAAGGAAGGAAGGAAGCAAGGAAACGAGAAAGCGAGGAGGGAAGAAAGCGAGUAGGCAAGGAAGGAAGGAAGGAACUGAGGAAGAAAGAAAGGACGGAAGCGAAGGAACAAGGAAGGAACGAUGCGAGGAAGCAAGGAAGGAAGGAACUGAGGAAGCAAGGAAGGAAGCAAGGAAGGGAACGAGGAAGAAAGGAAGCCAGGAAGCAAAGAAGGAAGGAAACGAUGAAUCAAGGAACGAAGGAAGCAAGCAAAGACGCAAGAAAGGAAGGAAGGAAAAAAAGCAAGGAAGGAAGAAACGAGGAAGCAAGGAAGGAGUAAAGAAGGAAGGGAGGAAGCAAGGAAGGGAGGAUGCAAGUGAGGAAGGAAGGAAUCGAGGAAGCAAGGAAAGAAGAAAGCGGGGAAGCAAGGAAGGAAGGAAGCGAGGAAGGAAGGAAAGGAGGAAGCGAGGAAGAAAGCAAGGAAGGAAGCGAGGAAGCAUGGAAGGAAGGAAUGAAGCAAGGAAGGAAGGAGGAAAGGAAGUGAGGAAGAAAUUUAUGAAGAAAGCGAGGAAACAAAGAAGGAGGAAAAAAGGAGCGAGGAAGGAAAAAAGCAAGGAAGGAAGGAAGGAAGCGAGGAAGGAAGGAAGCGAGGAAGCAAGGAGGGAAGGAAGCGAGGAAGCAAGGAAGGAAAGAAGCAAGGAAGGAAGGAAGCGAGGAAGGAGAGAAGCCAGGAAGCAAGGAAGGAAGGAAGCCAGGAAGGAAGGAAGCGAGGAAGCAAGGAGGGAAAGAAGCAAUGAAGGGAGGAAGCAAGGAAGAAGGAAGGAAGCGAAGAAGCAAGGAAAGGAGGAAGCGAGGAAGGAAGUAAGCGAGGAAGAAAGGAAGGAAGGAAGGAACGAAGCGAGGAAGGAAGGAUGCAAGGAAGCGAAGAAGGAAGGAAGUGAGGAAGCAAGGAAGGGAGUAAGCAAGGAAGGGAGGAUGCAAGAAAGGAAGGAAGGAAGCAAGGAUGGAAGGAAGGAAGCGAGGAAGGAAGGAUGCAAGAAUGCGAGGAAACAAGGAAGCGAGGAAGGAAGCGAGGAAGCAAGGGAGGAGGGAAGCAAGGAAGGAAGCAAGAAAGAAAGGAGGGAAGUGAGGAAGGAAGGAAGCUAG
This is a messenger RNA of Owenia fusiformis, 1698 nucleotides long. The record is from the annotation of a GenBank genome assembly. Lineage: Eukaryota; Metazoa; Annelida; Polychaeta; Sabellida; Oweniidae.